Messenger RNA from Rotaria sp. Silwood2, 2973 nucleotides. The record is from the annotation of a GenBank genome assembly. NCBI's taxonomy places the organism in Eukaryota, Metazoa, Rotifera, Eurotatoria, Philodinida, Philodinidae.
AUGGAUAUUCAACACAAGAACACGCUAUCAAUUCGACAACCGGUCAAUAUUCCACGACCCUUAUGGGAACCUCGACCAUUGACAUCGGUCAUAACAACGACUAAACCAUCAUUAAAACAGCAUAGAUCAAUGAAGAAGAAAAGACGAAUCAAACGAUGUCACGGGCAACGAAAAUUACGACGUUUCAAAAAUAAAUGGCGUCGACGAGGAAUGAGCGAAGAAGAAAUAAAGAAAUUGACCGAUAAUUAUAAUCAAAAGAAAAAUGGAAUUUCAACCAAAGAAAUAUCGGACAAUAACAAUGAUCAACCAGAACAACCAACUACUACAACAAUGGAAAAUUUGCAAACAACAAAGAAAAAAUCGAAUAAACGUAAACGAAUGGUGACUUCCAUUAGUUCACGAUCGAUGACAGAACAAUUACCAAAGAAGAUAAAGAAGAAAAAUGUGAACAUCAAUCUGACUACAAUAAAGCCAAAUUAUCGGUUACCUAAAUAUUUAACAAAAGCACCCAAUUUACUUUUUCAAAAUCUACGUUUACAAUUGAAACAGAAGCUGAAUACAAAAAAACAACAAAGAUUUAUUCAUUGUCGACUUCAAUUGUUCGAUCAACAACAACGUCUAGAUAUUCAUCGAAAUUUAUGGCAAUCCUAUUUAACACUAGGAUCUGAACAUCAACUAUGGCCAGAUCAUGUAUACAAAAGGGUUAAAUCAAAUGAACAUACCUUAUGUCAACAACUUGUUCAACAUCGUUUAACGGAACUUCACGGACAAUAUGAUCAGUGUACAACAGAAUUACGUAUACAAUCUCUAUUAUGUCCAUCAACACUCUUACCAUUGGACAUCAUCGAUCACAAUCUUCGAGAAUUUGUUGAAUUGCAACAAAAGUAUUUCUUCAAUAAAAUAAAUUCUCGAUUGACACGAUAUAAGAAUAUCAUACAGGAAAAAGAAUUAUUUCAAACACUAUCCAACUAUAAUCUUAGUAUUUUACAAAAAAAUACGAUUGAUCAACUAGUACAGUUACGAGAAACACAAUUACAAGUUUUUGAAGAGUUUCUUCAAUUAGAAACACGAGUUUCAAUACAAUUUUUACCCGAGGAUUUUGAUAAUUUAGAAUAUUUUAUUACACCCAAUCUUUAUUCACCUCUCAUUCAAGAUUCAAUGGCUAUAGAAUUGAAACAACAACAAUAUAAAAUUAUACAAGAAGCAAAACGUACAUGGUUAAAUAUCUAUAUUGAUGCACAUGAAAUGAAAUAUCGAGAGUAUGAACAUCAAUAUCAACAAGAUUUAAAACAAUUCGAAUUCAUUAGUUCAGUUCAUAUCGAUACGACUGACAUAACUCUAUUCAAUUGCGUUCUUCUUUAUAUAAACCAUCGAGUAGAUAGAUUGAAACAAGAGAUUUAUUAUGAAAAAUUACCAAUUUACCGAAGAAAAUUCGUACGACUUCGUCAACAUUUAAUAUCAACAAAGAAAAACCUAGUGACGGUCGCUCCGACACUUAUUCUGGAUGUUAUUUGUCAUCCAUUUACUAUUGCUGAAUUAGCUUAUCUUUCAAGAAGUCCAACUUAUAUAAGACCCAAUCAAAGUGCACUUCGUCCAUUUGAACAACGAGAAAAACAAGUUGACAAAGAAGUCAAUGAUAUCAUGAACAAACUUAAGAAUUAUAUGGCUGAUUUCUAUGAUAGACGGCCAGGCUUACCAAAAACUUUAUUGAUGUAUAAAUUCUAUUCAGAACGUCUUCGAAUAUAUCUUCUUCGUCGUUAUAUGACACCCUUACCUUUGAUGGAUCACUUACGUGCACGGCGAGAAUUGAAACUAGUCAAAUCUAUUGGACGAAAAUUAAAGAAAUAUAAACUUAUUCUACGUGAAACAGACAAAAGUGGUGUACUUCAUAUUGGUCAUGCUCGUGAUUAUGAACGAAAAGCCAUUGAAUAUCGAGAAAAAACAGGUGCUUACGAAGAAUUAACAUCCAAUCCAUUGGAUGAAAUAUUUUAUCAAGUAAUUCAAUUAUUGAAUAAAUUACGUUCCACCAAGAAAAUAAGUGUAUCACAACACGUAAAGAUGAUGCCUAUUCGAAAUAAGAUAGAAGUAGCUUAUAUGUAUUUUCUUCCUAAACCACAUAAGAAAGGAACACCACUUCGACCGAUUAUAAAUACCAUCCAUGCAGCAACAACACAAAUUUCUAAAUAUUUAGAUCAAUUAAUUCGUCCAUUAUUUGAUCGAUAUGCUCGUCAUACGACGAUUGUGGAUGGUGUUGAUCUUCUUAAUCAACUUCAUAAAUAUAUUCAAAAUGGAUUUUUUAAUUCAUCCACUCUUUUUGUAGCGUUUGAUAUUACGAAUCUUUAUACUAUGCUACCACAAGAAGAAUCCUUAGCUAUACUUGCUGAAUUUCUUCAUGUACACCAUUGUGAAAUAAUCCAAGGAAUUUCAAUUGAUACUAUUGUCGACUUAGGUCGUAUUGUACUACAAGCUAAUGCUUUUGUUUAUGGUAAAAAAUUCUAUCGACAAAUUAUUGGUGGUGCUAUGGGAUCUGCAUUUACAUUAACUUUGGCAAAUAUUUUCAUGUGGAAAUGGGAACGACAAGCCAUUCUUUCAAAAUUACCUGCCCAUGAAUUUUAUGGCCGUUAUAUUGAUGAUAUCUUCUUUACUUGCAAUGAAUCUGAAACGAAAGUGAAGAAAUGGUUAGAAUCAGCAAAUCAAUUUCAUCCGAACAUUAAAUUAACCUAUACCAUCGCCAAGAAUGUUCCAUUUCUGGAUGUUCUUGUUCGUAAUCAGAAUGGUAUUCUUUUCUCAUCCGUCUAUCAUAAACCAGCAGCUGAACCAUCCCUUUUAUCAUUUUUAUCGGAUCAUCCUCGACAUGUCUUUCGAAAUGUAAUUCAAACUGCUUUGAUGAGAGCUAUACGACAUUCAUCGACAUUUGACGCUUUUAAUAUUGAACGACGUACUAUUCGUUUAACUCUAUUAUUAAAUGGGUAG